AUGAAGCCUUGGAUCCUCGCCUUCCUAGCCCUGACGGCCUGCGCCGUGGCCCAAGAGACCGAGACACCGGGCCCUUCUCCUACUGAAUCUGUUGGCUGUGAGCCGCACGGUGACCACUGGCACUGCGACGCACCCGCAACAUCCACAGAAGCCGUCUCCGAAGACUCCACCUCCGAAACGCUCGCCCCCAGCCCAACCGAGUCCAUCGGCUGCGAACCCCACGGCGACCACUGGCACUGCGAUGCCUCCGCCACAACGACCGAGACCGAGACAGACGCCAGCACGACUGCCGACGCCUCAACCUCUGAGUCUGCUACACUUCCGCCAAGCCCAACUGAGUCCGUUGGCUGUGAGCCGCACGAAGACCAUUGGCACUGUGAUGGCCCGGCGGAGACGGAGAGCGCGAGCAGCGAUAGCGGUAACUCCACGGCGACUCCGACUGAGGAAGCUGGCGCUGAAGAGACCGAUGAAGACGGUGGAGCGGGCAUGGUGGGUGUGAAGAUUACGGGUGUGCUUGCCAUGGCUAUUGGUGCUGCCGCUGUGCUGCUGUAG
Messenger RNA from Aspergillus mulundensis, 552 nucleotides. RefSeq lists its product as uncharacterized. The transcript has 2 exons. Lineage: Eukaryota; Fungi; Ascomycota; Eurotiomycetes; Eurotiales; Aspergillaceae. Bases 1 to 552 code for a protein of 183 amino acids. The record is from RefSeq and is a predicted model, not a curated record.